GUGUUGUUGGGUGAGAAAUAUGGCGUCUGAAGGCCAACAAAAGUUUCCUCCUCAGAAGCAACAAGCUCAACCUGGCAAACAGCAUGCCAUGGAUCCAACUCCUCAGUUUACUUCACCUGAUUACAACCCUGCCAAUAAACUUCAGGGGAAGGUGGCGCUAGUGACGGGCGGGGACUCAGGCAUAGGACGGGCAGUAUGUUACUGUUUUGCCUUAGAAGGCGCAAUUGUGGCCUUCACCUACGUCAAGGGUCAGGAGGACAAAGACGCCAAAGACACCAUUGAAAUGAUAAAGAAGGCGACCAAAUCCAGCGCAGUCAAGGACCCAUUAGCCAUUCCGGCGGACUUAGGGUUCGAUGAAAACUGCAAGAGAGUGGUAGAUGAAGUGGUCAAAGCCUACGGUCGCAUCGACAUUUUGAUUAACAACGCCGCCGAGCAGUACAAAUCCUCCUCCGUUGAGGACAUCGACGAGGAAAGACUCCUCAGAGUGUUUCGAACCAACAUUUUCUCCUACUUCUUCACCACCAGGCAUGCAUUGAAGCAUAUGAAAGAGGGGAGCUCCAUAAUCAAUACGACCUCGGUGAAUGCCUAUAAAGGCAAUGCUAAACUACUUGAUUACACUUCCACAAAGGGAGCCAUUGUGGCGUUUACUAGAGGCCUGGCGCUACAGUUAGCUAAUAAAGGGAUAAGGGUCAAUGGCGUGGCGCCGGGUCCGAUAUGGACGCCGUUGAUUCCAGCCUCCUUCGAUGAGGAAGAGACGGCUAGUUUUGGGUCUCAGGUUCCAAUGAAGCGAGCUGGGCAGCCCAUUGAGGUGGCUCCUUCGUAUGUCUUCCUUGCCUGUAAUGCUGAUUCCUCUUAUAUUACUGGCCAAGUCCUCCACCCCAAUGGUGGGACUGUAGUGAAUGCUUGAGUUCUGUUGUGUGGGAUGCCUAGCUAUGGAGGAGUUCGAGAGCUGGAGAAGAAUGAAUGAUACAGUUCUAUGGAAUUUUGUUAGUGGUGUGGUAAAAGAUGUAAAUAGUGUAAAAUAUCCAAACUUCAAAUAAAGUUUUCCCUUUUCAAGAACAUAAAAGAAAAACCAAACUCUGCUAUGUUCUCAUUUAUGUGGAUGUUUAAUCUGAAACAGUGGUCUAAUUAAUUCCCGGAAUUAAUUUUCUAGAA
Molecule: messenger RNA, 1155 nt
Organism: Cucumis sativus (cucumber)
Lineage: Eukaryota; Viridiplantae; Streptophyta; Magnoliopsida; Cucurbitales; Cucurbitaceae
Product: NADPH-dependent aldehyde reductase 1, chloroplastic
Exons: 4
Coding region: 20-907 (295 amino acids)
Molecular function (GO): oxidoreductase activity
Source: RefSeq, a predicted model, not a curated record